GCACAGCCGAAACGUAAUGAUGCCGACCAAGAGAAUCACAGAUCCAAACCAUCACAAGUCCCUCCACCACGGCCUCCGCGACGUGGCUCGCGGGCACAGGACGACGAGGAAGGCACGCGUCCCAAGAUGAGCGGGACGAAUGACGUCCCCAUGGUCAAUACAAGAUGGAACAAGAAAGUGGAUACGACAACGCCCCCGCUUACGGAGCCUUCUGAGAGAUCUCGCCUUCCGCUACUCCAGACGAGCGCAUUGAACAAUGCGACUCCCAGAGAGCCACCUUCAAUGUCUGCCAACCGCUCUGAGGACGACCGUAUGGACGUGGAUGAUUGGAGACAGGAUUCGAUACCAGAGAAAGUUCGUGACGGGUCGCCUUCCCUAUCGACACCGACAGGACCAGCUGUUACUCGCAAGAGGAAACACGCAGCCUCAGACCUCGAGAGGAAGCAGGAUAUCUGGAGGGAUUUUAUCAGAUUGUGCGACCGCGCUGUUCGAGCAAAAGUAGAUCUCGCCAAGGCAGAGGCCGAACGUCAAAACUGGAGAAGGGCACAGAAGUCUACUAACUAUUCCCGCAUUGGCGAAGCUGGCCGCAUUCGCCUGGAUGGACAUCGGGCAGAGCUUGAGAAAGUUUGUGCCGGUCACUCAGAUAAACUAUCGCAGGCGAUCAGUGAACUUUCGGAGAUUGGAGACAAGUUGAAAUCUGGCAUAGAUUAUGAACAACGUUACGAUAUUGGAAACGAGGUGACGCGCUACUCAAAUGAAGUCGGGGCUUGGUUGUCAGAUAUUCGCCCACUACUCAUUGCCCACACCACCGAACAACUCCAAAAUACUGACCCUCCUGCUCCCCAUGAAGAUGAAUCAUCGGAAGAACCAUCAGCUAUUCCAGACGGUCUAGAUCCACUGCGAUCUCGUUUAGACAAACAGGAGGAGCAACUCGAGGAACUGCGAACAGCGCUGACGCUCGAAUCUUCCAACAAUCCUCUUGCUACUAUCAACAACACAAUUGACAAGAAGAUAGAUCUAUUACGCAAAGAUCGAGCGGAGGCUAAAGCUAAGCUGCCUCCACCGAAGGUUGUCAUACCACCCGAGGCGACGGACGCUAUAGAAGAUGUUUCCCAUAAAGCGGAUGAGCUGAGCGCGGCUAUGCAAGCGCCUAUCAAGGACAUAGCAGAACUACUCCUUCGUCAAAACGACAUACAGAAAUCACAGGCUUCUUGCAAAACUGAGAACGAGGAACUCAAAACAUUAAUAGCCAAGCUUACCGAAACGUCCGCUGCGAAUCGGAAACUGAUCCAAGAACAAACCGAAGCCAUUCACCGUCUCAAGGCUUCGCUCGAGGCAGCUUCUGAAUCACAACGCACUCCUGCACCCCCUGUCGAACCCCCGGUCAAAGUCAUGUUCGACGACCUUCGUGCAGCAGUCAGUGAUGUGCUGCAUGAUAUGGUAUCCCGCGAAGUCGUUCCUACGAUAAAUAGAUUGCGCGACGAUUGCUGGUCAGAAAACCAGCACUUUCAUAAGGAGGUGUUUGAGAUAAUCUGGGAUAAAAUUGAGCCCAGCUUAAAGAUCGCUGAAGCUGUCAACCGGUGGGCAACAAGGUUAGAACUCCCUGCAUCCUAAUGCGUACCUCGUCAAGCCAUCUAUCCACUGUCUACUUGUUUGUAAACAAUCAUCUUACCUGUUCAGCUCUCGGAUUACUCGGUUACUUCCCUUAAUAAGUAAACUUUCUGUACUCGAGUCGGUGCGUCGGUCAAAGCCUCCGGCAUGCUCCAUUGUUACAGUCCACUGUC
Suillus bovinus is the source of this 1784-nucleotide messenger RNA. RefSeq lists its product as uncharacterized. The record is from RefSeq and is a predicted model, not a curated record. NCBI's taxonomy places the organism in Eukaryota, Fungi, Basidiomycota, Agaricomycetes, Boletales, Suillaceae. The transcript has 3 exons. The coding region runs from base 127 to 1614 and encodes 495 amino acids.